CUAAUCGAUAGCAUGGUAGCAGUUAUUGCUAUAGUUCCACACGAGCUCUACAAUCACAUCAUCUUCGACUUUUGCACGCGAUACUGGUAAAGGUCAGAACGGGAUGGGAUUCAUAGUCGCUCGCUAAAGUGGUCCCCCCUUUCGGCAUGGAAGCGAACUACAUGAUUCAAGAAUCCAACAGCACCUAGUUCAUUCCGAAACAGGAUUCGAUUUCGAACCUCUCGUGCUUCCAUUAUCCUCUUCUAUUGCGAUGUCGCUAACAGAUGAAUCUCCAUCCAACUCCCUCCUUGGACACGAGAGCGAACUGGAACCGCCGCGCUGGAAGGAAGAAAGUCGCAAGCAUAGAACCAGAUCUUGCUCUCUGGUCUUUAUAGCGACGCUUCUGUUGAUACCGGUGACGAUAUUGUUUGUCUUGUACCUUCCGUGGACUUCUGCUUCGAAAGCGCCGGCGCCAGACUUGACAACUACUCCUGAAACUGUCUCAGUGGUAGGGCCGACGAGGGAUCUCAGGCUCUUGCUUCGUCCAGAAGAUCAUGUGUCGCGUGAUCCGACUAUUCAAUAUUUUUCGUGGAAUAUCACUAAAGGAAAAAUAGCUCCGAAUGGUGUUCAAAAGGAUGUGUUUCUCAUAAAUGGUCAAUUCCCGGGACCUACGAUUGAGGCUCGGUCUGGGGAUGUCCUUGAGAUUGAGGUCUUCAACUUUGCGGAAGAGGGGAUAUCGCUUCACUGGCAUGGCUUACAUAUGAGAGGCGCAAACCAUAUGGAUGGACCUGUUGGAAUCACGCAAUGUGCUAUUCAGCAUGGGCAAACCUUCACUUACCGAGUCCCGAUCGACGAGCAAGCGGGAACUUUCUGGUAUCACGCGCAUUCAGAACUUCAAAGAGCAGAUGGCCUGUAUGGAGGGCUAGUAGUCCACAACCAUACCACGCCACUAGAAAAUGUCUCUUAUCAGUACGACAAAGAACUAUUGUUCUUGGUGGGCGAUUGGUAUCAUUGGCCAUCUGACAAGGUCUUGGCUAAUUUCAUGGAUCGAACGAGUAUGGGAACAGAGCCGUGUCCAGAUUCUCUCCUCGUUAAUGGACUCGGCUAUUUUGAGUGUGGAAUGGCUACGCAUGGUUCUCCUGUGGAUUGUAGUGAGGUUGAAAAGCCGUGGAUAUUGCUGGAUAAGGUACUUCGGUAUAGAGUUCGACUUGUGAAUGUUGGCUCUCUGACCGGCUUCUCGUUCACCAUACCGGAUGUAGAAAUGAAGGUCAUUCAAGUCGAUGGUGGUGGGCAAGUGGAAAGCUCGGAACUUGUCAACUCAGUAGGAGUGUUGUAUCCUGCCGAAAGAGUUGAUUUGGUUGUGUCGUGGCCAGAGACGGUUGUUGAUACUGAUACUAAGAUUAUCGUUGAGUUAGACAAGGAAUACUUCCUCCGACCCAACUUCGCCCUCACACCCACGCAAUCUUUCCUUGUCUCCCCAGCCUCCCUAACUCCCCAACCCCCAAACAACACAACAGGAACCCAUCGAUUCAACCUCCGCGAAGCAAAAGGUCCUCCACUCUUCACACCAUUACCCGAUCCCGACAAGCUCUUCAUGAUCUACACCACAAUCGAGAUCCUAAACCGCCUUGGCAGCCGCCCCCACGGCUUCAUAAACCACACCACCUGGGAACCCCAAGCCGUCCCCCUUCUCGCUUCUCCGCGCGAAACCUGGAACGAACACCAACUCAUCCCCUGGACUGGUCCCGAGCCCGUCUGGGUCGAAUUAACAAUAAACAACAUCGAUAACUCGGGGCAUCCUUUUCAUUUGCACGGCUUCGAUUUCCACCUCAUAUCCUCAUACGAAGGCAAAGGAGGCUGGGACUACUACAACCCAUUCGAAAGCAAACCUCCGCGCGGCGGGGCGUUCAAUACGAUGAAUCCGGUGAGGAAGGAUACGGUGUAUGUGCCGCCGUGGGGGUACGUUGUGAUUCGGUUCUUGGCGGAUCAUGAGGGCAUUUGGGCGUUGCAUUGUCAUGUGAUGUGGCAUGCGGGAAGUGGGAUGGUGAUGGGGUUUCAGGUUUUGGGGGAUGAGGGGGGUCUUGGUGGUGGAGAGAUGGGGAGGCAGGCUGCGAUGCUUUGUGGGGGCUAA
Mollisia scopiformis is the source of this 2110-nucleotide messenger RNA. RefSeq lists its product as uncharacterized. The transcript has 8 exons. Gene Ontology annotation, molecular function: copper ion binding; oxidoreductase activity. The coding region runs from base 251 to 2110 and encodes 619 amino acids. The record is from RefSeq and is a predicted model, not a curated record. NCBI's taxonomy places the organism in Eukaryota, Fungi, Ascomycota, Leotiomycetes, Helotiales, Mollisiaceae.